Molecule: messenger RNA, 1585 nt
Organism: Cryptomeria japonica (Japanese cedar)
Lineage: Eukaryota; Viridiplantae; Streptophyta; Pinopsida; Cupressales; Cupressaceae
Product: glutamate receptor 3.5-like
Exons: 2
Coding region: 669-1457 (262 amino acids)
Cellular component (GO): plasma membrane
Molecular function (GO): ligand-gated monoatomic ion channel activity; signaling receptor activity
Source: RefSeq, a predicted model, not a curated record
CUUCCUCUGGAGGAAUGAAUGGUUCAUCAAUAAACAUAGGUGCUAUAAUCGCGUUAGACACAACUAAUCGGAAACUAGCUAGGACUGCUAUUGAAUUGGCGGUUGAAGACGUAAAUAGAAAUACCAGCGUUCUGAAUGGCACGAUCCUUAAUAUUCAUAUCCGAGACUCCAAACAUGAUGCACUGACAGGCGCUUCUGCAGCAUUGGAACUGAUAAGAAAAGGAUGUGUAAGCAUAGUCGGUCCACAGACAUCCGUGGUGGCUGAGUUCGUUGGGUAUUUGGGCGUUGCAGCGCAUGUUCCAGUUGUGACAUUUGGUGCAACAAAUCCCUCUCUCUCCAUGCAUCGAUACCCUUACUUCAUUCGUACAGUACCCAAUGAUAAAAUGCAAAUGAGGGCAAUAGCAAAGCUGGUAGACCUGUAUAGAUGGAGGGAUGUGGCACUUGUGUAUGAUGAUAUGGGGACAGGGGCCGUCCCCGCCAUAACGGAUGCCUUGAGAGAAGUGGAGGCAAAUAUUGUUUUGAAAGCUGCAGUGCCUCCCCAGGCCAACGUCUCUUCAAUGAGAAAGCUUCUUGAGGAUGAGCUGAUGGGGUUGGAGUCGCGAGUAUUUAUCGUGCAUAUGCAUGAUGAUUUAGCUUUAAUGCUGUUUUCCGAGGCGUCCAAAUAAGGAAUGAUAGGCAGUGAGUAUGUAUGGAUCAUUACGGAUGCAUGUGCCAACCUAUUGGAUUGGUUCAAUGCUACUUCUCUCCUUUCAAUGAAUGGUAUCUUGGGAAUCAGAAGAACACUCCCACAAACCGAUCAGCCAAGGAUGAAUGAAUUUGCUAAAAGAUGGAAGCAGCGAUUUAGAGCACAGAAUCCUACAAUACAAAAACCGGAAUUAAAUGCCGGUGCACUUGUUGCAUAUGAUACAGCAUGGGCGCUUGCUUAUGCAAUCGAUCGUCUUCUGCGUCAGGGAUCGUUUGAUGGUGGUUUUUCAGCAACCUCUAGCAGCACCAAGAUUUUAAAUUUCAAGAUUUUUGACGGUGGAGAGGAUUUGCUUAAUCAGAUUCUUGAGACAUGCUUUCUUGGCCUUAGUGGCCCUGUUCGAAUAAGUCGAGAAAGGGAUGAAACUUUGGAGUGCUCAUAUGAUAUAAUAAAUGUGAUUGGAAAUAGUUAUAAAGCAGUUGGGUCGUGGACAGAAAAGGGCCUGAAUAUAUCGUCGAAACACUUAGUUCAUUGGGGCGGUGGAUCAAGAAAGAAGCCGCGUGGGUGGGUGAAACCUGCGCCAGGCCAAAAACUUAAAAUAGCGGUGCCUUGGCUGCAAGGGUUUACACAAUUCAUCCUAGUAAAAGAAGAUCAUGCUAACGCUGGUGCACAAAACCAGAUUUAUGAGAUUACAGGCCUCUCCAUUGAUGUGUUCAAAUCAGUGGUCAAAAGACUGGAUUACAAAUUGCCCUAUGAAUUGAUUGUUGAUAAGUGAUCCUGCUCUAGCAUGCAGCUCCAUGCAACUCCAGUUUGGACAUGAAGCUAUCCAUUCAUCACCAUGCAUAAGCUAUUUUUAGUUUAAAUUAUUUUUUUGUUUAUUCAUGCAAAUAAAGCAUGUACUCC